CCAACACAGAAACUUUCCUUUCUGUAAAUUGCAAAAACCUGCCCUAAUUGAGUUUCUUUUGUUUCUUCUGCUACAACCACAUGGCAUAUUCCUGCACUUUGUAAAACCCUAAAUCUUUCUUUUCGUAAAUACAAAUCCCUGCGGAGUAAACAACCAUAUCAGUUUUGUCAUCAAAUCAAUCUCUUAAAACCCAAUUGUUAAUCUGACUUGGUUACCCAAUUCAGCAAAUGGCUUCAAUGACUGCCGAUUCAGCUCUCCUGUCCAAUUAUGCAAUGGCGAAUGCUUCGGCUAUCAAUUUGGGGAAAAGGGUAUUUGGGGUUUCGGUUUUGCCUCGAACAAUUGGGUUUAACGGGAGGAAAUUUGAAAGUUUUCGUACCAGGGCUGUGAUGCAGGUCGCUACGCCUACAAUUGUGGAGGAAUCGAAAAUGGAGGACCAUUUGGGUCUUAAUGUUGUAACAGAGACUGAAGUGAGGGAAAAGGGGUUUAUGGGGAUGAGGAAGACGAAGCUCGUGUGCACGGUGGGGCCGUCGUGCUGUUCUUAUGAGGAAUUGGAGAAAUUGGCAUUGGGAGGAAUGAAUGUGGCUCGGCUUAAUAUGUGUCAUAAUACUAGAGAUUGGCAUCAAGAUGUAAUUAGAAAGAUCAAGAAGUUGAACCAUGAAUUAGGGUUUUGUGUUUCUGUAAUGAUCGAUACUGAAGGUAGUCAAAUUCAUGUUGCUGAUCAUGGAGCUCCGUAUUCUGUCAAAGCAGAAGAUGGAUCGAUAUGGUUCUUCACUACUGAACGAUUCGAGGGUUGUCGCCCAUUCACAGUCCAAGCAAGCUAUGAAGGUUUUGCUGAAGGAAUUAAAGAGGGUGAUGAGCUUGUUGUCGAUGGAGGAAUGGCGACUUUUGAAGUUAUUGAAAGGAUUGGUAAUGACUUACGUUGCAAGUGUAUUGAUCCUGGCCUACUUUUACCCCGAGCUAAAUUGAGCUUUUGGAGAGAUGGAAAACUUGUCGAUAAACAUAAUGAGCUCCCAACAUUAUCGACAAAGGAUUGGUCUGACAUCGAGUUUGGAAUUUCUGAAGGCGUUGAUUUUAUUGCCAUGUCAUUCGUUAAAGACGCCGAUGCAGUCAAACAUUUAAAGAAUUACUUAUCCACCAAAAAUAAAUUGAUUAAGGUUUUGGCUAAGAUAGAGAGUUUAGAAUCUCUCCACAAACUGGAAGAGAUCGUGGAGGCCUCAGAUGGAAUAAUGGUGGCAAGAGGUGAUCUUGGAGUCGAGAUACCACUUGAGCAGAUUCCGACUGUCCAAGAGGAAAUUAUUGACCUCUGUAGGCAGCUCAAUAAGCCAGUGAUUGUGGCCUCACAACUAUUAGAAUCCAUGAUCGAGUAUCCGACACCUACACGAGCUGAGGUUGCAGAUGUUUCUGAGGCAGUUCGACAGUAUGCUGAUGCCCUGAUGCUUUCUGGUGAGUCGGCAAUUGGAUCUUUUGGAGAGAAGGCUCUUUCUGUGCUGUGUAUGGCUAGCAGUCGAAUGGAACUAUGGAGUCGUGAGGAGAAUCAGCGGCCAUCUCUUCCUGAACGUAAACUUGGAGUCUCGUUGCCUGAUCAGAUUGCUGAGCAGAUCUGUAACUGCGCUGGCCGAAUGGCAAAUAACCUCGGAGUGGAUGCCAUUUUUGUGUACACGAAGCACGGGAAGAUGGCAACGCUUUUGUCACGCAACCGACCAAACCCUCCAAUAUUUGCGUUCACAAACGAGAAAAGCACACAAAUGGCUCUCAAUUUGCAAUGGGGAGUCACACCCGUUCUGAUUGAGUUGUCGGAUGACAUGGAGGCUAACAUUACCAGAACAACCGAUCUCAUAAAAGCAAAAGGGAUGUUGAAGGAAGGAGACGCUGUUUUAAUAAUCUCAGACGUUAGCCGAACGUGUGCGACUCCAACCGUUUACCAAUCGCUCCAGGUUAAAGUUAUUUCUUGAAGUUGUAUUAAUCUCAUUUGAUGUUCUUAGAGAUGCUUCAAGUUCUUUUUUGUCUAUGUUUUUGUACACUUAGUUGCAAGGUUUUUCAGUUAUUUGGUUCCC
Molecule: messenger RNA, 2054 nt
Organism: Cynara cardunculus var. scolymus (artichoke)
Lineage: Eukaryota; Viridiplantae; Streptophyta; Magnoliopsida; Asterales; Asteraceae
Product: plastidial pyruvate kinase 1, chloroplastic-like
Exons: 7
Coding region: 228-1952 (574 amino acids)
Biological process (GO): glycolytic process
Cellular component (GO): cytoplasm
Molecular function (GO): pyruvate kinase activity; magnesium ion binding; potassium ion binding
Source: RefSeq, a predicted model, not a curated record